AUGCAAAUUGUACAAGGACUGAAAAACAUGAUAAAAGCAAAAUAUAAUUGUAAAAUGGUGCUUAAAUUCACUAUGGAAUUCAAGGCAAGUGCAACAGACAACAAUUUGAUGAAUCAAGAAUUAUCAGAUGUUAUUGAGGAGAUAUUGGAUUGUGGGGAUCUGAUUAAGGCAAAAAAAGAAAGGUUGUUGGAGUUAAAACAGUAUCAUAGUGAAAUAACCACAAAAAUCAAAGAAAAAUCAAAUGUGAAAUAUUUUACAAGUAAUCCAAAUGAAAUAUCUGGUUGA
Enterospora canceri is the source of this 285-nucleotide messenger RNA. The record is from the annotation of a GenBank genome assembly. Lineage: Eukaryota; Fungi; Microsporidia; Enterocytozoonidae.